Messenger RNA from Elaeis guineensis (African oil palm), 1490 nucleotides. The record is from RefSeq and is a predicted model, not a curated record. NCBI's taxonomy places the organism in Eukaryota, Viridiplantae, Streptophyta, Magnoliopsida, Arecales, Arecaceae.
AAAGAAGGUUUCAGUUCUUCUUUCCUGUUUUUUUCUCGCUUUGUCCUCUUCCUGCCAAGAAAAAGUGCAAAAGAACCGGGGGGUGGUGGGUCUUGUCUCUCUGGGAUUGAUGCUUGCUUGCUUCGAUUUCUCUCCGUUCUCUGAAUCGAAAUGGAGCGGUACGAGGUGUUGAGGGAAAUCGGGGCCGGUAAUUUUGGGGUGGCCAAGCUUGUGAGAGAUGUUUGGACCAACGAACUCUAUGCCUCGAAGCUGAUCGAGAGAGGGCACAAGAUUGAUGAACAUGUUCAGAGGGAGAUCAUGAAUCACAGAUCACUGAGGCAUCCAAAUAUAGUUAGAUUCAAGGAGGUCGUGCUAACACCUACACAUCUAGCCAUAGUUAUGGAAUAUGCUGCUGGUGGUGAGCUUUUUGUGAGGAUAUGCAAUGCAGGACGAUUUAGCGAGGAUGAGGCACGGUUUUUCUUUCAACAAUUGAUAUCAGGAGUCAGCUAUUGCCAUUCCAUGCAAAUAUGUCAUCGAGAUCUUAAGUUAGAAAAUACUCUGUUGGAUGGUAGCACAGCACCCCGCCUUAAGAUAUGUGACUUUGGUUACUCAAAGGUAAUUAACUAUUGCUGCAUGACUAGAAAAUUCAACUCGAAACAAACACAUGACCAUAUCUUUCUUAUCUGCCAGUCUUCAGUGCUGCAUUCCCAACCAAAGUCCACUGUUGGCACACCAGCUUACAUUGCUCCAGAGGUUCUUUCAAGAAAGGAAUAUGAUGGAAAGAUUGCAGAUGUUUGGUCUUGUGGAGUAACAUUAUAUGUAAUGCUGGUUGGGGCUUAUCCCUUCGAGGAUCCAGAUGAUCCAAGGAAUUUUCGGAAGACACUUGGGCGGAUACUUAGCGUCCAGUACUCCAUUCCAGACUAUGUACGAGUAUCAAAGGAAUGUAGACAUCUUUUAUCUCGGAUAUUUGUAGCUAAUCCCGAACAGAGAAUUACCAUUCCAGAAAUAAAAAACCACCCAUGGUUUCUAAAGAACCUGCCAGUUGAGCUAACUGAUGAGUAUCAGAACAGCUUGCAGAGUUCUGACAUGAACACUCCAUCCCAAAGCAUAGAAGAAAUCAUGGCCAUCAUACAAGAGGCACGGAAGCCUGCCGAGAGUCCAAAACUUGGUGGUGGGCACUUUGUUGGAGGCGACAGUGGGGACCUAGAUGACAUGGAUGCAGAUGUGGACCUUGAUGACAUUGAGACAAGUGGGGAUUUUGUUUGUGCUCUUUGAAAGUUAGGAAUGCAUGAUCUGCCUACUAGCUUGUGGUUAUGUGAAUUCUUCCAUCCUUCGUUGGAAGAAAAUGGGAUGUUUAACUCCAUGAGGAGUAAUUCCAGUUUGUCAUGCAUAGAGAUCACUGUUAUUGUGUAGAUGAACCAAGUCAUGCUCGUGAUGUGGAAUACACCGAAUUUCUUUGUUGUUUCAUGUUAUUUGUGAAGUUGGCUCUCAUCGACGAUAUUGUGAAAAAA